AUGAAGCCAAUGUCGCGUCUCGAUGAUAUUCCUUCAACCCCGGGCAAGUUCAAGAUGGAUAAAUCUCCCUACUUCCACCGCACCCGGUGGCAAUCCUCCGUCGCCAAGCUCGCCUUCUGGUCCCUCGUCUUCCUCGGCCUCAUCUUCAUCUUCUUCUACCGAUCUCCCUCUUCCAAUCCCGCCUCCUCCGAUCCCUCCCGCCGCUCCCUCCGCACCUACUCCUGGGGCGGCCCCGCCUGGGAGAAACGCGUCCGAUCCUCCGCCCGCGUCCGCACCCGCCACGGCGUCUCCGUUCUCGUCACCGGCGCCUCCGGAUUCGUCGGCACCCACGUCUCCGCCGCCCUCAAGCGACGCGGCGACGGCGUCCUCGGCCUCGACAACUUCAACGAUUACUACGAUCCGUCUCUCAAGAGAGCGAGGCAAGCCCUCCUGGAGCGCAGCGGUGUCUUCGUGGUGGAGGGAGACAUCAACGACGCCGCGCUCCUCAAGAAGCUCUUCGAAGUCGUCCCCUUCACCCACGUUAUGCAUUUGGCCGCUCAGGCCGGGGUCAGGUACGCCAUGGAGAACCCCAGCUCCUACGUUCACAGCAACAUCGCCGGAUUCGUCAAUCUCCUCGAGGUCUGCAAAUCGGCCAAUCCCCAGCCGGCGAUCGUGUGGGCUUCCUCCAGCUCCGUCUACGGAUUGAACACCAGAGUGCCCUUCUCGGAGAAGGACAGAACCGACCAGCCAGCUAGUCUCUACGCUGCUACCAAGAAAGCCGGCGAAGAGAUUGCCCACACUUACAACCACAUCUACGGCCUCUCUCUCACCGGCUUGAGGUUUUUCACCGUCUACGGGUGA
This is a messenger RNA of Microthlaspi erraticum, 840 nucleotides long. NCBI's taxonomy places the organism in Eukaryota, Viridiplantae, Streptophyta, Magnoliopsida, Brassicales, Brassicaceae. The record is from the annotation of a GenBank genome assembly.